AUGUCUACGGAUGCCCCUUCGACGGGGACACCCAAAAAUGAGGGCACACCUGCCGAUGCCAUCAAGGACUCUACCCGACGUGCUUCCGGUGCCAGACGGUCGCGUCGGAAGAAGGAUGACGACUCUAACACAAACGCCAACAACGCCAACGCCACCAACAACAAUAAUACCGAUUCUCCCAAACCGAAGAAGGAACCCAAAGAAAAACCAGCGCGCGCACCUCGACGACCUCGGGAAAAGUCCAACGCGAGUGCAGCAUCUCGCAAGAAACAGAAGCUGGAACAAGCAGCAGAAGAAGCCACACCCGCGGCUACGGAACCUGCUGUUUCGACUGCUGAACCUGAACCUGAACCUGAACCCGCAAAGCCUCCGAGUCCUCCCCAAUCACAACAACCCCAGCAGCCACCGCAAUUAGAGUCGCAGCCCAAGUCUCAGUCACAGGAACCACCUUCACAUCCUCAACCGCAAGCCGAAGCUCAAACACAAUCACAAGUUGUGCCAACUCCUCCACCGGCCCCGGCAGCUUCUACACCGUCAUAUACAAGCCCGCACCAUGCUUCCUCGACUCCAGGACCCAAUUACCCUCCUUCACAGUCAUAUCCGCCACGACCACAAUCGCAACCUCCACAACGGACCAGUGGUCAAAACUUCGACCCCAUAAGAUCUGCGUUUGACAAUCCAUCUCCGGCACCGGCGUAUAGUCCGACUCAUGCUAGGUCGCCGCAGCCCAAUUAUCGCGCCAGCGCUUCACCUGCGAUCUCAAGUAUAAUUGAUCCACCUGCGCAAAAUGCACGCAUAUACACCCCUCUGCCGCGUUCGUCCUCGGGCCAUGUCUCCAACGUUUCAUCCCCGGUGCCACCUCCAACGCAUCUCUCUCUAGCACCUUCCGCGAUUUCCAUAUCGUCGCCGUCCCAUGGCGCUGUUCAUGUCCCGGCACCACUCCAGUCCUCCAGUUCCUAUAGUACUCCCUAUCCGCCCGCCGACCAAAGACCGAUUCCUUCUCAACCGCCUCAAUUAGAACUGUCACCACCAGUCUUGCAAUCGCAACAACUGCAAUCCCAAUCCCAAUCUCCAUCGCAGCCUAAAUCUCAACCUUCGCCACAGGCUCAGCGACACCCAGAAACUCCAGCAAAGCCUUCUACGCCGCAACGAGAAACUCAACACAAUGACGCAAUGGAUAUUGAUUCGAAGGAGCAACUUGCCCCUAGCGCAAAGAAGGAAAAGGGUACCGCGACAGCUCCAUCAUCCAAAGCGCCAUCUCCUAAACCAGCGCGUCCUGCCAAGGAAGCUCCUCAACUUCCUCAAGGGUCGGGUUUGAUUACCAAUGCGCUCUUUGGAAUGGGCGGCGACGAUUCUUCAAAGUCACCCGAUUCACGCAGCACGCCCAACAUCGUUGUACAUGUUCCUCUCAACAGAGGCAACCAUAUUGUAAACUUUGCGCAGCUGGCAGAGGAGCGGUAUGGAUUUGCCGCUUUGCACCCUCGACUGGCUGCCCACAAAGAACGUCUCGCGCGUGUAGCAGCAGCCGGAGCAGCUCUAGAGCGGAAAGAGGGUCUGACUGAAAGCGCCGAUGAGGAUCUGAGUCUCGAAGCAGAUCGUGAUAGCGAUAUAGAGGGAGAUACAAUUAUGAGUAACGCCGCGCCUGGAGCCAAUGGUGCUGCUUCAGAGGCCAGUGAUGGCAAGAAGAAACGGCGCAAGAAGGUGGAGGAGUACGACCGAGAUGACCCUUUUGUUGACGACAGCGAAAUGGCGUGGCAGGAACAGGCUGCUGCUAGUAAAGAUGGAUUCUUUGUGUACAGUGGGCCUUUGGUUCCAGAGGGCGAGAAGGUCCAGGUUGAACGUGCUGACGGAACUAUCAAACGUGGUCGGGGUCGCGGCCGAGGUACAGGUCGUGGUCGAUCGUUAGCCUCUCAUCCCCAUGUCCCGAUUGCUGCGGCUGUUCCUAUAUCUCAAGAUACCGGUCUUCCUCUUCGAGGUCCAGGCUCAAGAGGUGGUACUUCGCGCCGGGCACGAACCUCCAAAAAGACGGAUCAGGGCGAAAAGCAUACGCCCGAACGCAGUGGUACCACUGCUUCUUCAUCGAACGAAAGUCGUGGGGGUCGUGGCGGCGGUUCUGCAUCCGGCCGUGGAGGCAACAAUGCUAGUACUCGUGGCGGCAAAUCAGGCAGUUCGUCGAUGAUGAACAUGAUGGAUCUGGCACCUGCGCCCCCACCUAAUUCCACUCCGAAUAUGACGCCUGCUCCUGGGCCCAGUCCACUGGCUGGACCGGAGCUAGCGAUGAAAUGA
Messenger RNA from Penicillium angulare, 2286 nucleotides. RefSeq lists its product as uncharacterized. The record is from RefSeq and is a predicted model, not a curated record. The coding region runs from base 1 to 2286 and encodes 761 amino acids. NCBI's taxonomy places the organism in Eukaryota, Fungi, Ascomycota, Eurotiomycetes, Eurotiales, Aspergillaceae. The transcript is spliced from 2 exons.